GGGGUUCGGACUGGACGAUAGGUAGUCAAGUUAGGCUUGUCAGUCAGUCAAGGGGUGCGAAUGAGUACGAUUGAAGUGGUGGACUUUUCUAAGACAAUUUGUUGUUAUUAUCUCUGACCCGCAAGUUCUCCAUAGGAUUCCAUGGAUUUAACGGGGUGGUUUAAAUUUUUUUUAUAUAUUUUAUAUACAGUUUAUAUAUUUUAAUUAUAUUGUUAAUUGUUUGUUUAAAUUGUGAUAGCAUGUGAUUAAUUUAAAUCAUACCCACACAUGGAUAAGAUAAAUUCAAGUGAAAUAGUUUUGAUGUUAAUUGCAAGAGGAGUGCACGUGGAAAACGCAUGGGUUUUGAACGGGUGAAACAACGCGCGGGUUUCCCGCGAAGCCCUUGACACACUGGUACUUUUCUCGACAGCAACAUCAAGAAUCCAUGUGCUGAUAUUAUUUUAUUUAUAAAUUUAUUUCUAUUGUUAAAUUUAAGUCACCGUUUAUUUUUUUGUGAGUAUGAAGUAUUCAAAAAAAAAAAGUGUAUGAUAUCGGUAUGAAAACGAAACAAUGUAGUGUAGCUCAAUAGUGUGGUUAUUUAUAAAGUAUAAAAAAUAUAAAAAAUAAAAUAUAACGAAACCCCGGGAUCUUAGUGGGAUUGGAGUUGCUGUUACCGUUGCCGGGACAACGACAAGGGGCUGGACCACGCAUCCACCAGCUACAGCAGAAGGGAGGCUGAAUACAAAUUUAUACAAGAGUGUAGAGCUUUUGGUACAGGGGUGGUAGAAGAUUGAGAGGCGAGGGGGUACUUCCGGGGUAAUAAACGAUCCAGAAAUUUAACAGAGAUGGAGUUUCUGCAAAACCACCAUUCAGCAAACAGCUCGGAACCGAGUUACACACUUGGUACAGCUCUCGGAUUAUAUUCAUCUUCAGGAUCGGUUGGUAUCGAGGCGACUAUUCCGAGUGGUCUUUGUGCCAAUUCCUUGGGUGUUCUCGGUAGUGAGGAUACUUUGACUGAAGAUCAUCAUCAUCAUCAUCAUCAUGAAGACGCGACUGCCGCGGCUAUUGCACUAGGAACUCUGCAGGAGCUACAAGCCAGCCCGAGUGACGACAUAAACGACCAGACGCAUCACAUACAAAAUUCCGCCCAAGCUCAGGUUGUCGGGGAGUUUGGUGCUAAUUUUUGGGUCGACGACAUGGCUGGUUUUCCUUUGCCGCCUCUUGACUUAGACCCUUUACCCCCGGGAUUAUUCAGUCCCUGCUCGGCAACUUACAACUGGGGAUGUACGAGAUCAGAUUGCGUUCCGAGGCCGGGGAAUCCCAACGGCGAAGGUGUCGCGGACGUUCUUCUUUCCCUGAAACAUGCUGUUGUACAUCCCGGAAGUCCCACUAGUGGAUACUACAGCCCGCCUAAUACAAGUCAUCAUUAUUCCCAAGAUUACGGACAAAAUUUAGCACCACCUCCAGUUCCUCCGAGUCAUUAUGCUACCGGGCCUGCAAUGUCUGUUAAUGUCUCGAUGAACAUGACCAUGAAUAUGAACAUGCAUCCCGGGUACGAGCAGAGUUAUGCAUCCGCGUGGGGCGUGGAGCCGCUGCUGAGUCCCGCCCCUCAAUAUAACCCCGUGCCUGAGCCGCAGACGAGGGUGAACCAAGUACCGGCCAAUGGAAUCAUUGGAUCACACACCCCUCAUUCUCACCCUCAUGCGCGACUGCAACCGACAAACGAGCACGCGCUGUGCGUUGCCUCGGGAGCUGUAUCCAAUUCCAGCGAUGACAAUGGCAGACCGAAUUUAUGUAGAAUUUGUGGUAAAACUUAUGCGCGACCUAGUACUUUGAAGACACACCUGAGAACUCACUCCGGGGAAAAACCAUUUCGAUGUCAUGCCUGUUCAAAAGCAUUCAGUCAAGCGGCAAAUUUAACAGCCCAUGCCAGAACCCACUCUGGAGAAAAACCAUUUCGUUGUCCAGUUUGUGAUAGAAGAUUUUCCCAAAGUAGUUCAGUUACGACGCACAUGAGAACUCAUUCUGGUGAACGUCCUUACCGCUGUAGAUUUUGUAAGAAGGCGUUCUCGGAUAGCUCGACAUUGACGAAACAUCUGAGAAUUCAUUCCGGGGAGAAGCCGUACCAGUGUAAAUUGUGCUUACUAAGGUUCAGCCAGAGUGGAAAUCUCAACAGGCAUAUGAGGGUCCACGGUGGCUCUUUAACGUGACAUACCACAGACUGCUCGAUAUUUGGUAAACAUAAUAAUAAUAAUAAUAACAAUAACAUGAGUACAGAGUACGGUAGUCGGGUCCCUACUGUCAUCCGACUAGGAUCGAAUACACAACGAAAUAAAUAUUAAAUAAAAUUAAAUGAAAGAAAUUAAUCAACUCGCGUCAACGAAAUGAUAAACUAAAAUAACUAAUAAAUUGAUCUCAAUGUUGCUGCUGCUUCAACUGGCGUCUGGAGAAUGGAUUAGUCUUAAUCUUAAAUUUAUAAAAACUACAGUGAUCUAGUUAAUUAAAUUAUUGUGUAACUUAUUGUUAUAAUUUACAGUCAUGCUUAAUUAGCGGAAAAUAAAUUUUUAAAUAAUUUGUAAGAUAAAAAAAAAGUUGCGCUGGUCGAAGUAGGGGUCAAAAAAAGGAAACGGUAUCGGCUGCAGAAGCCCGCAACAUUCACCACAGCACCGUUGAUUAUUGUACAAAUAUUGUAUUUAUUAUAAUAGAUAUUAUUAAUUAUAAUUAAUAUUAAUGUUGCGGUUUUCACCACGUUCAUAUCUUGUCUUAUUUAUUUAUCAUUAUAUUAGAUUUUUAUUUAUUCCCCAUCGAUUUCCACUGCAAUUAUUUUCUUUUUCUCUGUGGCUCUCCUCGAGUCUCUCCCCCGUUUCUUUAAUUUGAAUUUGAAUUUAAAUUAUUUUUUUCAUUGCCACAUUCUUCGGAACAAAUACGUGUAUAUAUAU
Microplitis mediator is the source of this 2918-nucleotide messenger RNA. Its product is annotated as protein glass-like. Gene Ontology annotation, cellular component: nucleus. The record is from RefSeq and is a predicted model, not a curated record. The coding region runs from base 825 to 2189 and encodes 454 amino acids. NCBI's taxonomy places the organism in Eukaryota, Metazoa, Arthropoda, Insecta, Hymenoptera, Braconidae. The transcript is spliced from 6 exons.